Effrenium voratum is the source of this 181-nucleotide messenger RNA. Lineage: Eukaryota; Dinophyceae; Suessiales; Symbiodiniaceae. The record is from the annotation of a GenBank genome assembly.
GCCGCCGUCCUACCACGAGCGGCGGAGCCGGCAGGUGACGCAGGCCGCGACGAUCGCUCGGUUGGAGGCGGAGCUCAAGGCCGAGCGCGACAAGUGCGUCGAGCGGAGAAGGUACCGCGAGCAGGCCGUGACGACCCAGGGCCAGCUGAUGGAGCAGGCGAAGCAGAUCGCGAAGCUGACG